Hemicordylus capensis (graceful crag lizard) is the source of this 5911-nucleotide messenger RNA. RefSeq names its product major facilitator superfamily domain containing 8 (gene MFSD8). Gene Ontology annotation, cellular component: lysosomal membrane. Gene Ontology annotation, biological process: transmembrane transport. NCBI's taxonomy places the organism in Eukaryota, Metazoa, Chordata, Lepidosauria, Squamata, Cordylidae. The record is from RefSeq and is a predicted model, not a curated record. Gene Ontology annotation, molecular function: transmembrane transporter activity. The transcript has 12 exons. The coding region runs from base 260 to 1846 and encodes 528 amino acids.
CCUCACGUGACCAACACGCUCCCUCCCCCCUCCUCCUGGCUGUUUAUAGUCGCCGUCGGUCAGCUGAUGCUGCUGCAGCUUCCCAGUUGUUCCUAUGGGGAAGCAACCUAGGGAAAGUCACGAUGUGGGGAGGAGGAUGGUCUCUCCCGUCCGCGCGCACGCGCCCUUAGCGUUCGGAGGUAGCUUCCUCCAGGGCGCGUGGGAAGGCUAUGCUGGCGAACCCGCCUUCGAGGCAGCUGCCGGGUUGUAGAAGCCAGCUAUGGCAGCGGCUGAUUUGGUGCCUGAGUUAGAAGGGCAGGAGUCGCCUCUCCUCGGCCCCCCUGAUGCAAGCAGCAGAGACGAAGGUGUUGUGGAAACCCUCCACCAUUACAGAAGCCGGUGGAGAUCUAUCCGGAUAAUGUAUCUUACAAUGUUCUUCAGUAGCCUUGGUUUCUCUAUUGUCAUUAUGUCAAUAUGGCCCUAUCUCAAACAGGUGGAUAAAACUGCAGACGCAAGUUUCCUAGGCUGGAUUAUUGCUGUAUAUAGCAUUGGUCAAAUGAUAGCCUCUCCCUUCUUUGGCACGUGGUCUAACUACAGACCAAGAAGAGAGCCACUUAUAGUUUCAACUGGUAUUUCAGUGGCUGCUAAUUGCCUGUAUGCCUAUGUCCAUUUACCUGCUUCACACAACAAAUACUACAUGCUAGUUGCUCGAGCUCUUGUGGGGUUUGGUGCAGGAAAUGUAGCAGUAGUUCGAUCAUACAUUGCUGGUGCCACCUCCCUUAGUGAAAGAACUAGUGCCAUGGCAAAUACCAGUGCUUGCCAAGCACUGGGAUUCAUACUGGGACCAGUUUUUCAGGCCCUCUUUACUCUCAUUGGAGAAAAAGGAGUUACAUGGAAAAUCAUUCAACUUCAGCUGAAUAUGUACACAGCACCAGUUCUCUUUGGAGCUGCCCUAGGAAUUAUUAACAUAGUUCUGAUAUUGGUAAUAUUUAGAGAACAUGGAGUAGACGACGUGGGAAGACCAUGCAGAAGCAUUAAUUUUCAAGCGGAAGAAAAUGAUGAGGUGAGGCAAGAUAACGAAGGAAACAUUGACCACGUGGCUGUCGUAUCAACAAACAUUAUUUUCUUUGUCGUCUUAUUUGUGUUUGCGGUCUUUGAAACCAUAGCUACACCGUUGUCAAUGGAUAUGUAUUCCUGGACAAGGAAAAAAGCAGUGUUUAUCAAUGGACUAAUACUUGGUGCAAUUGGCAUUGAAUCAGUUAUUGUAUUUUUAGCAGUUAAAAUAAUUUCCAAAAAGACUGGUGAACGUGCUCUGCUAUAUGGAGGCCUGGUGAUUAUUUUGAUUGGAUUCUUUGUCUUAUUACCUUGGGGAAAGCAGUUACCCAAUAUCCAGUGGGAAGAUAUAAAGAAUCAUUCUGUUCCAUUUGUGACCUUCAGUGAAAGCUUUACAUCUUUCAGGACACUGGAAACUCUAUCCAAUAAUAGUUCUGAAGCAACAGGAUGUCCUGUUGUACAAUCUUGGUGUUUCUAUACCCCAGUAAUCCAUUUGGGCCAGUACAUCACUACUGACAUCCUAAUAGGGCUAGGAUACCCAAUCUGUAAUGUCAUGUCAUAUACUCUAUAUUCAAAAAUCUUAGGACCAAAGCCUCAGGGUAUCUACAUGGGCUGGCUAACAGCCUCUGGAAGUGGCGCACGCAUAGUUGGUCCAGUGUUUGUCAGCCAACUCUACACUCGCCAGGGACCCCGCUGGGCAUUCGGCCUAAUCUGUGGAAUUGUUGUUCUCUCUCUCAUAUUCUUAGAAGUAGUGUACAAGAGACUCGUUUCAUUUUCUGUCAGAUAUGGGAGGCUAUUGGAACAGAUUGAGUAAUUUCUGGCCAAAUGACCUGUUGUGGCUAGUCUGUGUCAUUGCUACUAUCCAAGGAACGAUUGUGCUGUACCUUUCAUUGGCCAGUGUGCCCUGUAGAAAUGGCAUAUCCUAUUACUGAUCCUAUAUCCUACUACUACUGAAAAGACUUAUCACUGGUAUAAAACUGGGCAAGUUUUGUUGCAUAUUAAUCACAGCAGCCUAACAGUGAUGGUACAUAUAAUUGCAAGUGAUUUCACCAGCCCUAACUCUACUUACUGUUUUGGUAUAACUUUUUAAAUGCCUUGAUUCUGUGAAUCAGGUUUUAUUGAAAGUGUUUUUCAAACUCAAUUUGAAAGAGCUGUGUGUGAUGCACUUUUACAAUUGCUACCUCUUCUAAAUUUUAUGAAUGCUUCUUAAGAUUCAGCAUGAGCUAAUACAGUAAAUAAAAUAUCUUGAAAAAUAUAAUUGUAACUGGUGUUAAUCUGUAAAUACAAAGAAUGCUUUAUACAAAAACAGUUCAGGUAGGAGUGAAUUUUUAAUAUUUGAGAAUGGAGUUCUGCUUCAUGUAGUACUUCCUAAUCAGCAGCAACUACUACUACAAAUAUUUAUAUACUGCUUUUUGUCAUGUGGCAUUCCUCUCCCAGAUCUUGUGUUUUAUGUUCCUGACUGGUUCAUCUGCAACCACUGAGAGGCAGAUUCAGACUGCUGAAGCCCAAUAAUUGCGAAUAACCACACUGUCAAAAUCCUGGUGCUCAUAUGGUAAAGGACAAGCCUGUUGAUGCAAAUAAUGUAGAGGACUAAUCUUGCCUUUGACAUACAUAGAAAACGCUCAGAUAAAAUUUUGCAGAGUAGAAAUAAAAUAAGUAAGGUUGCACCUACCUGUAACUGCUGUGCCAUUCUUCAGGUGUUGUCUGUGCAGCCAUACUUACAGGUAUUCUGUAGGAAUUGUGGCCCCUCCCCUGCCUGUCAGUAUGAACUAGCUUGUAACAGCUGAAUAUAUGGGAGGGGCCUCCACUCCUUACUUCUCAGAUCUGGACUGUGAUCCGUUGAUUCCAUAAGGAAAUGGGUUCUGCGCCUGCGCAGGUACCUCACGGACCAACUAAGCAGAUCCUCGCAACGCCCAACCACCCUCACGCACUUCCUGAGUCUGUUAUAUUGAGCAGUUGGGCGUCGUCCUAUCAGUUUCUGUUUGACCGCUGUAACGUUCAGACUUUGUUUGGGCUCCUCAGUAGCAGACACAUUGUAUUACUUCAGAUUUAUUGGCUAGGAACUUAGGACUGUAAAUGGAAUAGAUUUGGUUAUCAGACUUGGUUAGUUGACAGAUUUCCUUGUCUACCUGAUAUUCUUGACCUUCUGAACGUUUUUUCAUGGAUUGAGAUCGCAUAACGGACUAAUUUGUUAACUGAUUGGACUGCCCUUCGGAUACUGACUUCGGACUGCUCAUGGAUCGUCUCAUAAUGGGAGCCAAGAAGACUUUUAAACGUUGUGUAAAGUGCCGCGCUAAGUUACCAUCUACCGAUUAUCACGCAGCUUGCCUAUUGUGCCUGGGAGAGGAGCACAAUACGACAGCCUGCAAAAUUUGCUGCUCAUUUUCUAAGCAGACCAGGACAAAUAGAGCUUUACGCCUGAGAGCAGCAUUGUAUGACGAAGCGCUUCGUCCCCCUACGCCUCGCCUGAGCCCCACCAUUGACAUCAACGGGAAGCGGCUCAAUGGGAUGGAUCGGCGUCGGCAUCGAGAUCGAAGCAGCAUGGAUCUGAAAAGACUCAGUCUAAAACCGUGCCUGCGAGCGACAUGUUUAAAAAACCUAAGACGGUCGCCUUGAAGGAAAUUAAACACACUAGCAAAAAGCAGCAUCAUAGCUCCGAUGGACAUCGAGCUACAAUAAGUCAAGACACCCUCCAGAGCGCCUUCUCUGUCAUGAAUACUGCUGCUUACUGAGAUCUCAUGGGGAGGUUCGAUUACGGCUGCCACCAGCUCAUUUGGUAAUGACGCAGGACUGGGCCUUCCCUGAGACUGCUUUGGAAUGUGCUUCCUGUUGAUAUAAGAGCUUCUCCAUCUCUGGUUGCCUUAAAAAAAAAAAAGCACUUAAGACACACCUGUUUUCUCAGGCCUUUUGCUAUGCUAUUCUUUAAAAUAAUAACAUAAAAUAUAUUUGUAAAAAUUAUUUUUUAAAUUUAUGAUUUUAAAAUUGUGUUUACACCACCUUGAGAUUCAGGUGUUAGGCAGUUUAUAAAUUUAUGUAUUUAUUUCAUUGAAUCUAUAUACUGCCUAAUAUAGAAGUCUCUAGGCGGUGUAUAGAAUUAAAACAUAAUAUAAAAUAUAAAACAUUUAAAAUACUUUAAAAGAUAAAUAAAUACACAUUAAAAUUUUAAAAAUUUAGUUUGUUAAAAGCCUGAGAAAACAGGUACAUCUUCAGGGUCCUCCUAAAAACAAACAGAGAAGGAGAUGCUCUUAUUGCAGCAGGGAGCACAGUCCAAAGCCCUGGGGCAGCCACAGAGAAAGCAAAUGAGUUGGCGGCAACCAUAACUGGACUUCUCCAGAUGAUCUUAAUAGGUGACAGGGUCAGUGACAGAGAAGGCAGUCUCAAGUACCCUGGACCUCAGCCGUUAAAGGCUUUAUAAAUGAUAACCAGUACUUUGUAUUUCGUUCGGAAACAUAUCGGCAGCCAGUGCAAUUCUUUCAGAAUCAGUGUUAUAUGGUCCCUUUGGGUAAACCCAGAGACCCAAAUGGCUGCCGCAUUCUAUACCAAUUGUAGUUUCCGAACUACGUACAAAGGCAGCCCCAUGUAGUGUGCAUUACAGGAGAUCCAGGAGCACUCCCAGACAACAAAUCUGAUCUUUUAGGGGGAGUGUAACCCCAUCCAGAACAGGCAGAUCUAAACCAUCUCCUGGAUCCUGACCCACUAUGGACAGUUCCUCCAUCUUGUUUGGAUUCGACUUUAGCCUGUUAUCCCUCAUCCAGCUCAAUAUCACCUCCAGGCAGGCACUUGUGGUCAUGCCAUUUCCUGAUGAAGUUGGUAUGGAGAAAUAGAUCUGGGUGUCAUCAGCAUAUUGAUAGCAUCCCAGUCCAAACUUCUUGAUGAUCUCUCCCAGCGGUUUCAUGUAGAUGUUAAAAAACAUUGGAGACAGCAUGGAGCCUUGUGGAACCCCACACUUUAGCUCUUGCUUUUCAGAGCAACAAUCUCCAAGUGACACCAUCUGGAAUCUGCCAUAGAGGUAGGAACAGAACCACUAUAAAAUAGUGCUACCCAAUCUCACCUCCUUCAAGAAUGGUAUUGAAAGCCGCUGAGAGAUCCAAAAGGAUCUGCAAAGUCACAGUCCCUCUAUCGGUUGCCAACUGGAGAUCAUCUAUCAGGCCGACCAAACCAGUCUCAACCCCAUAUCCCACCCGAAAGCCAGUCUGGAAAGGAUCUAAAUAAUCUGUUAUCCAAAACUGCCUGGAGCUGAGAAGCCACCACUCAAUCAUCCUGCCCAACCAAGGAAGAUUAGAGAUAGGUCUGUAAUUAACUAAGUCUGAUAAUGUAAUAAAUAACCUCUUAAGCUUAUCUUUAGCCUGCUUUUCGUUGCUCCUUUUUUAGGAUAACUGCUUGAAUCUGGUCUCUAACAAAUUUAUUAUUAGUAUGUCUGCUAGCUAACUAAUCUUUCUUUCACUUAGCCCCUGUAUUAAUUAGGCUUCUUCUAGGAUCUUUGGGUUUUGAAAGCAUCAACUAUGUGGCUGGCUUCCUAUAUAACAACUUCCUCUAUUCCCAGUAAGUGGAGGAUGGGGCAUUGUGAUGCAUCCAAGGGGCAAAGGAAUCCCACCUGGAAGGUUAAUGAUACUAUGGAUUAUAAUUAUUUUGAUGCCAUGAACCUCUUGAAAAAACUGUUUCCUUGGUUGGCCAUUCAGAAUUGCUGAAAAUCUAUUGACUCAGUGCACUAUGAUUCCUCUGAUGGAUUUGUUACAUCUGAUAUCCCCAACUUGGACAGUCUCUUGAGUGUAAUGAGAUUGUUUCCUCAGCUCUUGGCUAAUUGACAAUGCAUCUGUUGUCUGCUUGAGUGCUUUGUCUUUUUGUCUGCUUGUACUUUGGGAUCUGUGCUGUUUAAGUU